Molecule: messenger RNA, 1329 nt
Organism: Triticum dicoccoides
Lineage: Eukaryota; Viridiplantae; Streptophyta; Magnoliopsida; Poales; Poaceae
Product: exocyst complex component EXO70A1-like
Exons: 2
Coding region: 107-1147 (346 amino acids)
Biological process (GO): exocytosis
Cellular component (GO): exocyst
Molecular function (GO): phosphatidylinositol-4,5-bisphosphate binding
Source: RefSeq, a predicted model, not a curated record
GAACAGGUUCUUGUCGAUUCUCCAAAUCCAAGUGGGAUGUUCUCGGGAGGCCGAGACCGGCGAAUCGAUCAGUUAUGAGAACGUCGAGUGGUGGACGGCGGAGGACAUGAUCCGGCGGUGGAUCCUGGCGACUAAACUGGUGGGGAAGGCCCUCGUCGUUAUGCAAAUGCAGCUCCACGCGCAGAGCAACGGCGCCUUCGACAGGUUCAAGAACGACUACCUCAUGGCCAUGGCGAAGCGGAGAUCCUACAUCCUGCUCAGAUUCGCAGACGGGUUCACUGGCACGCACUCGCCGGAGAAGCUCAUGUACGUCCUGGAAAUGUACGAGGUCCUUGGCAGCGCUGUCCCGGGGCUCGUGCUCGUGCUCACCGGGCAGCACAAGGAGCUCUUCUCCCGGCAGGUCGAGGUGGUUCUCGCCAAGCUGGCGCGCGCGCUGAGGGCCAUGAUCGGCGGUGCCGUCACCAAGGUCCGAGCCGGCGUCAUCUCUGGGACGCAGAGCGAGACGCGCGGAGUCGGCGCCGGCGUCCAUCCGCUCACGCGGUACGCCGUGUCCUGCAUCGAGUCGCUGGCACCGCACCGCGGCGCGCUGGAUGUGAUCCUCGCGAGCACGGGCGGCAUCCUCGAGGGCGUGAACUCGUUCGGCGAUCUCUUCUCGGAGCUAGUCGCGUCCCCGGAGCCCAAGCUGGAGGAGAUAUCUGCCCUCCGCGGCGAGGAAGGAGGCGGCCUGCGGCACCUCUUCCUGGCCAACAACACCAGCUUCGUGCUGAAACGCGCCGGCGCGCUCGGGGGAGACGACGAGUGGACCGCGUGCCACCGGAGCCGAGUCGAGCAGCACAUCACGAGCUACAUCGAGGCUUCCUGGGCGCCGGUCGUGGCCUGCCUCGAGGCCGGCAAGCCCGCCACCAAGGCGCUGGCCAAGUUCAACGCCGCGCUCGAGAAAGCAUACAACGGCCACGUACGCUGCGAGGUCUCGGAUCCCGAGCUCAGGGCGGCGCUGCGGAAGGCCGUGUCGGAGAAGGUCGUCGCUGCUUAUGGCGCGUGGCUGAUCGAGCACCCCAAGCUUGGCAAGUCUGCCAGGUACACGCCCGAUAGCCUGGCCGGGUUGGUGUCAGAAUUGUUUGAAGGAGAGGACGCAGCGGCCAGAUAGUCCUAGCACUGCUCGGAAUACGCGGCCGUCUCGGACUCUGCGGAGAUCAGGUCGCAGGAUCUCAAUGACGAAUCAUCAGAUAAUCAACUCGGAGAAGCAGAUCUUGGGAGGAGGGAUGUCCAACCCCAAGCGGCGGCAGGGGCCGGUGAACCACCACGACCGCGCCGGCAAAAGAUCGCGGC